UAUACAUAACUGAGAAAACCAUGGAAGAUAAAAGGCAAAAGAACAGUUUGGGCUUGCUAGUGACAAGAUUGGGGAAAUGGGCUUUUGGCUGAGAGCUCAACCGUCUUCAUUAAUGGAGCACGUGCAGUUUCCCGAGAUGGUUUGGCGCGAGCUACUGACUACAGUACUUAGGAUGCUAGUGGGCGGGCGACUCUUCGCGGGCAGAUACUCACGAGCGUUUUCCGUUCAUCGGAAAAUUAAAAGGAAAAUGAAGCCGAGCACCGACGAUUGUUCUGAAACCUCCUGUGCCGCUGAUCAAUUGCCCCAAAGAAAGAUAUCAGAUGAUUUAGGGAAAAGAACUCGGUUACAUAUUGAUCAAAAUUCUGGAGAUGGACAAAAUUGUGAUUCACAUUUAGGUAGUGUUAUUAGUUCUAGUCAUAGGAGUAUAAGGAGAACUAGAAUUGACUUGGGAACUCGGUUUGAGCUACCAUUAGACCAGACAGAGGGCAUUGGUUCGCAGAAAAUUCAAGGUUCGAAGAUAUUGAAUUCUUUAGACCAUAAGAGAGACUCUUUGCUGCCUAUUAGUUUUGGGAAGAGGAGUGUGAGUUUCGGUGAUAAUAAGUUGAAGCUUCAGAAAGCAUAUUCUCCUUCAAGAUUUGGUGGUACGAAGCGUAGUUUAGUUGAAGCUUUGAAUAUGAAUGAGCCAUUUGAUAUUUGCCUGUCUGAGAGUAGAGAAGCUGUCACUCUUGAAGCUCCUUUACGAAGAAACGUGAUGGAGAAACAAAGUGAUGUGGAUCAGUGGAUUGAAGAGAGAAUCGUAUUGAGACCAGGAAUGGUUCUACUUAGGAAAUACAUCUCUCUCAGCGAACAGGUUUCUAUCGUAAAGACAUGUCAAGAACUAGGUCUUGGGCCAGGUGGAUUUUACCGACCUGGUUACAAAGAUGGAGCAAAGCUACGUCUGCAUAUGAUGUGUCUUGGUCUUGAUUGGGAUCCGCAAACAAGAAGAUAUAGCAAGACAAGGCAACAUGACAAUGCUGAGCCACCUUGUAUUCCAAAUGAAUUCACUAGUUUAGUUUCCAGCGCCCUUCGUGAUUCUCACGAUUUGAUCCAAAGACAAUUCAAAACAAGCAGUCCAGUUGAAAUACUUCCUUUGAUCACUCCAGACGUAUGCAUUGUUAACUUCUAUACAAUCGAGGGGCGACUUGGUCUCCAUCAGGAUCGUGAUGAAAGCCCGGAGAGUCUUAACAGUGGAUUGCCUGUUGUCUCUUUUUCCAUUGGCGACUCUGCUGAGUUUUUGUAUGGAGAUGAGAGGGAUGUCCAGAAGGCUGAGAAAGUUUUCCUGAGAUCGGGAGAUGUGCUGAUAUUUGGCGGCAAAUCAAGACAUAUUUUUCACGGGGUGACAUCAAUCAUCCCGAGCACAGCUCCUCCUGCCUUGUCUAAAGUCACAAAGCUCCGUCCUGGGCGUCUAAACCUCACCUUCAGACAUUACUAAUGAAACUGCAUUCACGUAAGCAUUCAUACUUUGGUUUUAACUUGCGUUUCCAGUAUUUCCCAGAAAGGAAGCAAGCAAAAGGAUAAGAUUUUAGAUUCUAGUGGAAAGCCUGAAGUCUUCAGUUGUAAACAAGACUUAAUAACUUCUAGCUCCUGAAAACAAGAGUUUAGAUGAUUAGCACAAAUGUUGGGGCAAAGUUCUGUAUAAAGUAACUGUCUACUGCAGAUUUUUUCAUUUUUGUCUCCCUUUGAAAACUGAUCAUCAAAUCCCUAGUGGAUGAAAUUUUUCAUCUCUUUCAGUUUUUCA
Molecule: messenger RNA, 1777 nt
Organism: Ipomoea triloba (trilobed morning glory)
Lineage: Eukaryota; Viridiplantae; Streptophyta; Magnoliopsida; Solanales; Convolvulaceae
Exons: 4
Coding region: 77-1471 (464 amino acids)
Biological process (GO): oxidative RNA demethylation
Cellular component (GO): cytoplasm; nucleus
Molecular function (GO): ferrous iron binding; oxidative RNA demethylase activity; broad specificity oxidative DNA demethylase activity
Source: RefSeq, a predicted model, not a curated record